Messenger RNA from Periophthalmus magnuspinnatus, 690 nucleotides. RefSeq names its product oligodendrocyte transcription factor 1 (gene olig1). Bases 1 to 690 code for a protein of 229 amino acids. The record is from RefSeq and is a predicted model, not a curated record. Gene Ontology annotation, molecular function: protein dimerization activity. The transcript has a single exon. NCBI's taxonomy places the organism in Eukaryota, Metazoa, Chordata, Actinopteri, Gobiiformes, Gobiidae.
AUGAACCCCCACCCGGGCCACCCAGGCCACCCUCUCCCCCCUCGAGACUUACCCACCAUCCCUCACUGCCCCCCUGGCUUCUCACUGGACCCCCGCCUGCACCACUCUCCGGUAGUCGGUCUCCACCGCCCUCCAAAACCCCAUCGUGAUCUCAACCCACAAGAGCAACUACAGCUACGUCGCAAAAUCAACAGCCGUGAGCGAAAACGAAUGCAAGAUUUAAACGUCGCGAUGGACGCUCUUCGAGAGGUCAUGGUUCCCUACGCGACAAACCCAACUUCUCAAACUCCUGGGAGAAGACUGUCCAAAAUUUCAACGUUAGUUUUGGCGAGGAAUUACAUCUUGCUUUUGGGAUCUUCGUUGCAAGAAAUGCGCAGACUGCUAGGAGAGGUUAGCAGCGUUGGGGUAGCUUCUACUCCCAUACCAAGGUUGUUGCUAACGGGCGGUUGCUGGCCGGUAGUGUCCAAUCCGGCGCAAAUUCUGCUAACUCAAGAGGCUUUUAUAGCGCAGUCGUCCAAUGCGCCUUCGUCCAAUGGGAAAUGUCCAGUGAUAGUGCCUCCUUCUGGUCAGGUUGAGGCUAUGAUCGUCCCAGGUCAGUGGGGCAACGCAGGGGGGAGUCUAUGUCCGUGCGGAGUCUGCAGACUGCCCAGGUUUAGUCACGCAACGUCACCAACGAGAUUUCCAAAGUAG